Messenger RNA from Cottoperca gobio, 3344 nucleotides. It is a transcript of the gene cd44b, whose product is annotated as CD44 molecule (IN blood group) b. Gene Ontology annotation, biological process: cell adhesion; inflammatory response; positive regulation of ERK1 and ERK2 cascade. The record is from RefSeq and is a predicted model, not a curated record. NCBI's taxonomy places the organism in Eukaryota, Metazoa, Chordata, Actinopteri, Perciformes, Bovichtidae. The transcript has 8 exons. Gene Ontology annotation, molecular function: hyaluronic acid binding; cytokine receptor activity. The coding region runs from base 421 to 1614 and encodes 397 amino acids. Gene Ontology annotation, cellular component: macrophage migration inhibitory factor receptor complex; plasma membrane; basolateral plasma membrane.
GGGGCAAGUGUGGGAGAGGCAGAAGGGUGUGUGCUCACAUGAACUACUCGUGCCCUUCUGCGUGUGUGCCACUAGUCUCUUUCGGGUAGAGAAUAGAAAAGUUGGGGCAAAGUCUGAGUCAGCUCCAGCAGCUACCAGACAGUCACAGCAACUCCCUCCACAGUGACAGGUUUCUUCUCUCUCUUUUUUUUUGCUGCUCUCUCACUCAUUCACUCUCUCUCCCUUUCACACACACACAUACACACACACACACACACACACACACACACACACACACACACACACACAUACACACACACACACACACACACACACACCAACCGUUACUCGUGGCAGAGGGAAGACAGGACCACAGGAGAACUGUUACACACCUUUACUCCUAAGCUCCUCAACAAGCCAUCACCAGACGCUUUGCCCAGGAUGUGGACGCUUCUCUUGGGGGUCACCUUUGGAUUACUGGCCUCCUCCAGGUCGGACCAACUUGAAGUGAAUUCUCGCAGCUGCAGCUAUGCCGGGGUAUUUCUGGCUGAGGGGGAAAGCCGUCACUCCCUGACCUUUGACAUGGCUCAAAAGGUGUGUGAGAAGCUGCAGAGCAUCUUGGCGAGUCCACAACAAGUCCAGGAGGCCUUUGAUAAAAACAUGGAGACAUGCAGGAAUGGCUGGACCAGCAAUCUGAGCACUGCCAUCCUCAGACAAACACAGCAUGAAAACUGUGCAAAGAACGCGACUGGCUUGAUUAUUUAUCCACGUGAAAAUGGUGAUGAAGGCAAUGAUGCCUAUUGCUAUGAUGAAACAGCUGGGCCUGAGAAGAACUGUACAGAAGCCUUUCAAGUAAAAAACUUAGAUGCACCAGAUGCAGGCUCACCCCAGCCUCAGGCCUCAACAACAGCAGAAGGCCAGGAAGUAAACACACGACCCGAGGACGCUUCUGGCAGUGAUCCCACGCCAGCCCCUGGGAAAGAGGUAAUAGAAAGUACCCUGUCAGCCACCACUCCUUUCAUAGAAUUGAGUCUAUACGAGCCAGAGGCUACCACUGAAGACACAGCUGAGGAAGAAACCGACAAUGUCACUCUCACACCUGGAGAGUUUGACCAGUCCACUGGAUCUGGGAUGAUGCCAUCCGUCUCUGGGGAGGUGGACGCUUCUUCAACGGCACCUGUAGGAGAGCCAGAGCAAAAACAACCUACCACUGAAAAUGAGCAGCAGAAAGGAGAAAUAGUGCCCGGAACAGAGUCUACACCACAACACCCUAAUGACAAGGGACGGGUACAGGGUACUGCUGUGCCUGAGCCUAAUCAGAAGGAGAGCGGCGGUUCAUUGAACUGGCUGGUGAUCCUUGGAGUGAUUGUGGCAGUUGCUGCUAUUCUUCUCGUGUGUGUGGCUAUUGCCAAAAGAAAGAGCUGGUGCGGCACAAAGCAGACCCUGAUUAUCACAUCCAAAGACGGCGGCGAGGGGAACGGUGCUGCAGCAUCAGCAUCCAGCUCCCACGCCCAGGAGAGAGAGCAGGAAAUGGUGACCCUCAUGAACAAGGAGAAGAUCCAGGAGAACGGCAACACGGAGGAGUUCACCGUCAUCAAGCUAGAGGAGUCGCCAGAGAAAGAGCAGCUGGCAUGAGACAUGAGUGUAGAGGUAGACAGGGAAGAGUAGGUGAGGAUAGGGAGGGUUAGAGUGAGGAUGGUUGGGGGGGGUUAGGGCUAUGGGCUCCAAACACUGGGGGUAAAAACUGCUUUGUGAGGGUGUGUUAUUGUGUUAUUGAGAAAGAUUGUCUAACUGAGGUACAAAGUAUUGUACUGGGUCUGAAGCUGUUGACUCUCAGUAGGUCCUUCAAACCAACAUGUGCAGCAUUUUGUUUGUGUGGUAUGCCAGGUUAGCUAGGACUGAAUGGCGGUCAAAGAGUGUCAUGCAUGGUGGGGUAUCAUGCAUUGGUGCAUAGCAGGCUGUGUGAAUGUGUUUGAUGUGUUUGUGUUUGAUGACAGGGCUGGAUAGACAUGGGUUUUAAAGGGAGCGGGUGGGGAGGGUCACAUUUGUAAAGAACAAAUUGAUGAAAAACAUUUUAGAGAAUUGGUGGAUCCUAAAUUGUAGGCCCUUCAAGCCAUAAUGGGAAAUAAUAAAUCAAUGAUUAGAACUGGAUCAUUUUGUUUGAGAUACUGAAAAAAAUAUUAUCUUGAGCAAAACAACCCAUGAUGUUUUAUUUCUCUGUUUUGUUCGCUUAUUGUUAUAACCUUGUGUAUAUUUCAGACAUUACCUGUGGACUGGAGUUUUUUUUCUUUUUCUUUUUCAAGACAACUGGGGAUGUCACAUAAUUUAUGCAGCUUUGAUUCCCUUUUUCUUGUUGCCUGUAUAUAAAGUAUAUGUUUUGGAAAUACCUUAGCAAUAGCUGCCAGUGCUUUUUGUUUUUUGGUAGAAAGGGGGCUUUGUUUCCUUUUUAAAUAAAGGUAUGUGUCAUUUUUUGAGAGCUAUUUAAUUAGAAAACAGUACAUCUGAUGUAAACAAUUGUGAAUAGAUUUUUGCAAUAGUCAAAGUGGAGUGGAUAUUGUAUGAAUCAACUUGAUGUAUAGCAUCCAAUACUGUGCAAUUGAUGCACCAUUGAAGUCAGUUAUUAUGGUAUACAUUUAUAUUUGGUUGGGAAAAUGAUGAUAUGAAGUCCCUGAUGUUAUCCUGAGGAUAAGUAGAACGAUUAAGAUGAUGUACUGUAUACAUACUAUAUACACAGUGUGUACAUUGACUAAGAAAAAAGAUAGAGAAAAAUUAAUAAUUGGAUACAUUAAUCAUUUUUUGAAUUGGUAAGAGCAAAACACACAUUUCCUGCCGUGACAAUGUGAGUGACAGCAACCUAGCUUUAGAUGCUAAACUACGUGGCACAUAUGAUAAUGGGGGGCCCAUUUGCUGUAAACACAUAGCAAUGUAAAGGUUUUUUCAUAAGAAAGGGGCUGUAACAACGUCGUCUGUGUGCUCCCGAGGGGGAGGGGUGUGAUAAAUGAUGCUUGUGUGCUUGCCCAGGCCUAAAUGUACAUUUCACACAUGUAAACAAAAUGCUGCAGUUUUUCUACUGACCUUCUCAUUGGUGAAAUAUAUCAUACAUUGUGUCAUAUCAAUAUUAUUCCCUGUGUGACAGCUAAUUCUUCCUGGUUCAGUAUGAAAACGCUGAAUUACAUACAGCGAUUGCAAACUGUUCUGUUUCUGACUUGUUCCGUUUUUUUUCUCUUACUUUUGCUCUUAUGAUUCAAUUUGAUGAGAAGUAGCAAAUGUACUCGUGUAGGCAGGUUUUAUGACAAAUUUGCAAAAUAUGUUGCUGAAAAGCUUUGUAAAGUCAUGAACAAAAAUAAAUGUGUAUAGAAAGAUGG